AUGGUGGGUAACGGUCCGGGGAGGAAGCUCGCCAGGAGCUUGAUAGCGCUGAGCCGGAGGCUCCCCAAGCACGGGAUCGACUUCGACUUCCGCAAGGACACAUGGCCCGCGGGGGCCUACGUCAGGUUGCGGGAGGUCGUUCCGAAGGGCGAGAACGCUGGGAAGGCCUACGGCAGCUUCUUUUGGCCGCGCGAGGGCCCGCCGGCGGACCCGGACGCCGUCACGGACAGCCACGAGAUCAGCGGCGCGGGGUCGCCCGGGUGGCAGGUGGUGGACCCGCAGGGUCGGCUGUGGAAGGAGCUGGACUGGCCUAGAAUCAUGCGGGAAAGCAGGGCGGCGCGGCAGGGGGGCGGGGGCGGCGGGGACGCGGGGGACGGGCAGCAGGAGUGA
This is a messenger RNA of Pedinophyceae sp. YPF-701, 390 nucleotides long. Lineage: Eukaryota; Viridiplantae; Chlorophyta; Pedinophyceae. The record is from the annotation of a GenBank genome assembly.